This is a messenger RNA of Loxodonta africana (African savanna elephant), 1612 nucleotides long. It is a transcript of the gene CADM2, whose product is annotated as cell adhesion molecule 2. The transcript is spliced from 9 exons. NCBI's taxonomy places the organism in Eukaryota, Metazoa, Chordata, Mammalia, Proboscidea, Elephantidae. Gene Ontology annotation, cellular component: neuronal cell body membrane. The coding region runs from base 1 to 1239 and encodes 412 amino acids. The record is from RefSeq and is a predicted model, not a curated record.
AUGAACAAAUCUAUCUUGGAAGAAAUACAGCCAAAGUGGUCUUUAGAAGCCAGGACGGCAAGACUUUAUCUCAUGUACUUUGGACGUGUUACCAGGAGGGACCAGUCCCUGGAGGAAGACAUCAUGUAUGAGAAGGUAGAAGCUUUAAGGGACAAUAGAAUUGAGCUGGUUCGCGCUUCCUGGCAUGAAUUGAGCAUCAGCGUCAGUGACGUGUCUCUCUCUGAUGAAGGGCAGUACACCUGUUCUUUGUUUACCAUGCCUGUCAAAACAUCCAAGGCCUAUCUCACUGUUCUGGGAGUUCCUGAGAAGCCCCAAAUUAGUGGAUUUUCAUCACCAGUUAUGGAGGGAGACUUGAUGCAACUGACUUGCAAAACAUCUGGUAGUAAACCCGCAGCUGAUAUAAGAUGGUUUAAAAAUGACAAAGAGAUUAAAGAUGUAAAGUACUUAAAAGAAGAGGAUGCAAAUCGCAAGACAUUUACUGUCAGCAGCACAUUGGACUUCCGAGUGGACAGGAGUGACGACGGAGUGGCAAUCGUCUGCAGAGUAGACCAUGAGUCCCUCAAUGCCACCCCUCAGGUAGCGAUGCAGGUGCUAGAAAUACACUAUACACCAUCAGUUAAGAUUAUACCAUCCACUCCUUUUCCACAAGAAGGACAAUCUUUAAUUUUGACUUGUGAAUCCAAAGGAAAACCACUGCCAGAACCUGUUUUGUGGACAAAGGAUGGAGGAGAAUUACCAGAUCCCGACCGAAUGGUUGUGAGUGGUAGAGAGUUAAACAUUCUUUUCUUGAACAAAACGGAUAAUGGUACAUAUCGAUGUGAAGCCACAAACACCAUUGGCCAAAGCAGUGCAGAGUACGUUCUCAUUGUACAUGAUGUUCCCAACACUUUGCCUCCCACUACUCUCAUCCCCUCCCUUACCACUGCAACAGUCACAACCUCUGUAGCCAUAACAACCAGCCCAACCACGUCUGCAACAACCAGCAGCGUAAGAGAUCCCAAUGCUCUGGCUGGCCAGCCUGGCCCUGACCAUGCUCUUAUAGGAGGGAUAGUGGCUGUGGUUGUAUUUGUUACACUGUGUUCUAUAUUCCUGCUUGGUCGAUAUCUGGCAAGACAUAAAGGAACAUAUUUAACAAAUGAAGCUAAAGGAGCUGAAGAUGCACCGGAUGCUGACACAGCCAUCAUCAACGCUGAAGGCAGCCAAGUCAAUGCCGAAGAGAAAAAAGAGUAUUUCAUUUAAAUGCAGGCCAAGAUUUGAGUUUAACUGCCCAGGCUGGCUGCUGGAGGAAACUGGCUAUCAUCUUUUGGAAUUCAUUUCUACCAUCUUCUGCUACCCUUAUUAACUUCCAUAUCGUACUGCUGUCAGUAGCCAGUGUACACCAACAAUCAGCUGUUGAAAGCAUCCUUCUUUAAUUACCGUACCAUCCAUAAUGCAGGACAUUUCCUACUGCCUAAAUUUCACACCAUUGCUCUUCUAACAUACAGUGCUUGAAUAUACAGCCUUAACAAUCAAUGUUAAUCAUCUCCUUGGAUCACAAUAUCAAAUUGCUUUUAUACAUUGAAAAAAUGUAUACGGGUUUUUUGUUUUUUGUUUUUCUUCUCACUCAUUUUCC